Molecule: messenger RNA, 1011 nt
Organism: Laetiporus sulphureus 93-53
Lineage: Eukaryota; Fungi; Basidiomycota; Agaricomycetes; Polyporales; Laetiporaceae
Product: protein prenylyltransferase
Exons: 6
Coding region: 1-1011 (336 amino acids)
Biological process (GO): protein geranylgeranylation; protein farnesylation
Cellular component (GO): protein farnesyltransferase complex; cytoplasm; CAAX-protein geranylgeranyltransferase complex
Molecular function (GO): protein farnesyltransferase activity; CAAX-protein geranylgeranyltransferase activity
Source: RefSeq, a predicted model, not a curated record
AUGUCUGCUGCCUUCGAAGACGAAAGACUCUACUCUGAACGAUCCGAAUGGGCAGAUGUCGUCCCCAUACAGCAGUAUCAGGGCAUUGACCCUCUCGCUCCCAUCAACUACUCGGUAGAAUACCAAGAUGCGACGGACUACUUUCGAGGCAUCGUCAAGACGGGAGAAAUGAGCUCAAGGGUGCUGCAGCUCACAGAGCACAUCAUCCGAAUGAAUCCUGCCCACUAUUCUGCAUGGCAAUACCGCUACCGCACGCUGCUCGCGCUCAACUCCUCGCUCGAGGAGGAGCUGCGGCUGAUGGACAGGUACGCUAUCGAGUACCUCAAGACGUACCAGGUGUGGCACCAUCGCCGGCUGCUGCUCACCGCCCUGCGCUCUGUUGACGCCGCAGCGGCGGAGCUCGCGUUCAUCGCGCGUGCGCUCGAGACAGACACGAAGAACUACCAUACGUGGUCGUACCGCCAAUGGGUGCUCGCGCACUUCAACGACGAGGAGCGCCUGUGGGCGGGCGAGCGUGGCUGGACGGACGAUCUUCUCGAGCAGGAUGUAAGGAACAACUCGGCGUGGCAUCAUCGUUUUUUUGUCGUGUGGGAUAGCGGCGUGCGGCAGGGGGACGAGGACCGCGAGGAGGUGCUUAGAAGAGAGCUGGCGUUCACGAAGGAGAAGAUCGCACUCGCGCCGAACAACCCCUCCGCGUGGAACUACCUCCGCGGAGUCCUCGAGCGCACACAAGUGCCGUUCAAUACGCUUUCGUCCUUCGUGAAGCUGUACAUCUCCUCAGUGCGCCCCGAUCCGAAUGACGUGCUGGACUUGGACGUGCCUCCGCCCACGGAAGGCGCCGAGCUGCCCUCCGUGAACGCUCUCGAGUUCCAGGCGGACAUAUACGAACAGGAAGGCGGGGAGCAGAUUGGCAAGGCCGUUGAGAUUUGGAAGUCAUUGGGGGACGAGUAUGAUACGAUGAGGAAGAAGUAUUGGGAGUAUCGUAUCAGGGAGGCGCUUCAAACCAAGUGA